Molecule: messenger RNA, 2253 nt
Organism: Arctia plantaginis
Lineage: Eukaryota; Metazoa; Arthropoda; Insecta; Lepidoptera; Erebidae
Source: the annotation of a GenBank genome assembly
AUGUUAGUAUCAAAGACACAUGGGAUGCAGAGUGAGUGCAUUAGACUGAGUAUUGUAGCUGGCGCGGCGGCGAGCGGCGCGACGGCGGGCGGCGCGGGCGCGGGCGGUGCCGUGCGGCGCGCGUCCGAGCGCGACCUGCCCGCGCGCCUGGCGGCCGAGCCCGUCAAGUCCAGCAAGAGCACGCCCGCGCUGCACCACGUCGCCUCGCCGCCUCCGCACCUCCCGCCUCACCAGCAUCACCGACACCCCCUGCCGACCAGUGCGGCUGUGAGUACGACGGUAGCGAGUGGUUCCCCGAACGCUUGGCCCAGCAAGUCCCGGAGCAGCCACAACCUAUCGGCGCCCUCGCAACACGACGGUUUUUACCAGAAUUUGUCCUCGGUCCAGUCACAACAACAUGCAUUACAAGACAGGUGGUCAUCUCUACGUAGCUCGACGGGCAGUAACCGGCCGCAGUCAGCACACUUUGCGGCGGGACAGGCAGAACCGCCAGACUCCCCACUGCAUCACCAGCAUUCGAAUGCAAUGAGCGCUCGCGCAGCUAAACUCGCGGAGAUGUCGGAAGAAGUAUCUCGGCGGCAGCAGGUCUAUCAAAUGCAUCCCAAGAUGCCAUUAACCGACCUCCAUCAGCACAUGAUGGGUCAACCACCACUGCACUUACAACAGGCCCAGCCGCAGCACCUGCAGCAGACCCAGCCACAACACUUGCAACAGGCUCAGCCGCAACAUUUACAGCAGAGCCAACAACAGCACUUACAGCAGAACCAACAACAACAACACUUACAACAGAGCCAACAGCAACAUAUGCAGCAGAGCCAGCCGCAGCACUACCAGCAGCAGUCGCCGCAGCUGCAGCACACGCUGCAGCAUUCCGCGUCCCCCAUGUCUCCUAUGCUGCAGCAUAUGCACCCGCAACAACAAAUAUAUCACAACCAACAUAUGCCACAAAGGUACGAAUGGUUACCGCCCGGUCCUCCAUCACCGCAAAGAUCACAACCGCCCGUUGCUCCGAAACCACAAGGCACAAGACGAAUAGACGUGGACUCAGAGGAUCAACAGCAACAUUCGCACCCCCAACCUCAGCAACCGUCGGCCGGUUCUAUACAACCUGAAGAUGAACGCUACGUAGCCAGCGCCCUGGAGCCGCCCGCGGUGUCGGUGUACCCGGCGGGUGGGGCGGGCGGGGCGGCGUCCGGGGCGGGGGGCGCGGCGCCCCACAACCCCUGGCAGCGCGAGGAGCGGGAGCGCCAGGCCGAGGCGCGGCGCGCAGCCGCCCGCGCUAGGAGGGACGCAGCGAUAGCGCAACUAGUUUCAUUGGGUGCUUCAAGAACUCCAGUACAAAAUCAACAGCUUCGUUCCUUGCAACUAGAGCGAGACUUCGAGUUACGCGCUCAGCACGAUCAGGAGGAAAAUAACGCAGCCGAGGGUUCCGAAGAUAUGGAGGAAGACAUGGAAGACUCCGCUCACUCGGUCGUCAGCGCUGCAUCACCUCCGCCCCAAUCUCCCGCACCGCUCGCACAUGUGGCGCAGCCACAUCCGCAUCCCCCUAAGUCGAUACUCAAGACUAAUACCAGAACGGAAAUCACCAAUGGAUAUUCUAGUGAAACGCAGGUGACGUACGAGGAGAGCCGUGUGUCGGACGUGAGCGCCGGCAUGGGCGCGCUGUCGGUGGGGCCGGUGGGGGGGGCGGUGGGGCCGGCGGGGCCGGGCGCGCCCGCGCCGCCGGCGCGCGGCUCGUCGUUCGCGGUGAUGGCGGAGCGCGCGCGCACGCUGUCGCCGCACCGCGCGCCCGACGCGCACGUGCAGCACGGCAUCGCGCCACAGUCCCCGGUGAGCACGCUGCGCGACAAGCGCGUGUCGUUCCACGAGCGCGCCGCCCCGCCCGCGCCCCCCGCCCCGCCCAGCAGCUCGCCGCCCCCGCUGCACGAGCCUCCCCCACCCAGGGAGGAUCCCGAUCGGUUCAUAGAAGAGGCGGAGAAUAUGUUGGCUGGCCCCCUCACGCCGCCCGCGCCCUCCACGUCCUCGCCGCUCACGCACACGCCCGGCGUCAUCGGCGCUCAAGAGGUGUACCGGGACCCUCGUACGCGGCGCCUGGCGGAGCAGCAGGCGCGGGCGCCGAGCGCGCCGGUGCCGGAGCAGCUCUCGUUCAAGGAGAAGAUGAAGAUGUUCGCGCUGGAGUCGGGCGAGGCCUCCACGCCCAAGGAUAAGGUUAAAAUAUCGCGCGCGCAGCGAGACAUUGAUGCAGUGCAUUAA